AUGUCGCGGACGUCCUCACCACUGCCUAAUGGAUGGAUGGCACCUGGCAGUGCACAUGGCGCCGGUGCAACAACCCCCAAUGGCUUGUACGCAGGCACAAACCUCUACAGCAACAACGACGACCAGUGGGCCGCAGCCAAAGCCCGAAGUGCCCAAGUCCGAGGCUAUCCCAGUAUCCAGACCAAGAAUGAAGGUUUCUUCCAGCGCUCCAAGCGGAAGAUCUCGUCCACCCUGCCCGUUUUCAGUCCUUACACCCCCCUAUCGGCGACUUGGAAAGAUCCGGAGAAGUUGGGUCGAAGCAGGUGGUAUCCAAGAGGUGGAGGCACUUUGUCCAGGAUCAAAACGUUUGUUGGCAAUGUCUUGCGGAAGUUCAAGUUCUUGUUCAUAAUACUGUCCAUUGUGACUUUGACAACCGUGAUAAUGUCAACGACGAGUGUUUUGGGUAGUAUCCGGGGCAACUCCCAUCUCGGCGGCGGAAGCAAGUUUGUCAUUGUUCUGGGUGCCAACGAAGGAGGUGGCGUCAUGGAGUGGAAGGGACCCCGAGAAUGGGCCAUCGAACGCGACAGUAUCAAGAACAAGAAGAAAUACGUCGAGCGAUGGGGCUAUCAACUCGAAAUCACCGAUAUGAGCACCAAGAAAAGAUACGCCCAUGAAUGGAGAGAAAGUUGGGAGAAAGUCGACCUGAUGCGCAGCGCUAUGGCUAGGUACCCUAAUGCUGAAUGGUUCUGGUGGCUUGACUUGAACACCUUCAUCAUGGAACCGUCGGUGUCCCUCCAAUCGCAUAUCUUCAACCAUCUCGACAAAACCGUCUACCGCGACAUCAACGUGUACAAUCCGCUUAAUAUCAGCCAUCCUCCGACAUCAAAGUUUCUCGAUCCAGUGGCCCGCUCGCCGACGGGCGAUAACCGAACCUCUUCCAUCGACAUUAUCAUCCCGCAGGAUUGCGGUGGUUUCAACCUAGGAUCUUUCUUCUUACGUCGCUCACCUUUCACCGACCGCCUGCUCGACAUGUGGUGGGACCCGGUCCUGUAUGAACAGAAACACAUGGAGUGGGAGCACAAGGAACAAGAUGCUCUGGAGCAUUUGUACGCCUCUCAGCCGUACAUGAGAACACAUUUUGCCUUUAUUGAACAGCGCAAAAUCAAUUCCUUCCCUCCUGGGGCAUGUGCUGUGGAACCCAAAGAAGGGCAGCAGGUCGAAGAAGGAAAGCCCCUGCUUGACCCACGCUUCCAUUACCGUGAAGAAGAUCGCGAUUUUGUCGUCAACAUGGCCGGCUGUGAGUGGGGUCGAGACUGUUGGGCCGAGAUGUACAUGUAUCGGGAGCUCAGCAAUAAAUUGAAUCGAUCCGCCUGGGAGAAGUUCAAGGACUCUCUCGGUAGCGCCUGGUCAAGAGUCAAAGGGUCGUUUCCCAGAGGGCCCAAGCAAGAAUCUGCGGGAUGA
Messenger RNA from Exophiala dermatitidis NIH/UT8656, 1440 nucleotides. RefSeq names its product mannan polymerase II complex MNN10 subunit. The transcript is spliced from 3 exons. The record is from RefSeq and is a predicted model, not a curated record. Gene Ontology annotation, molecular function: glycosyltransferase activity. Lineage: Eukaryota; Fungi; Ascomycota; Eurotiomycetes; Chaetothyriales; Herpotrichiellaceae. Bases 1 to 1440 code for a protein of 479 amino acids. Gene Ontology annotation, cellular component: Golgi membrane. Gene Ontology annotation, biological process: protein N-linked glycosylation.